Molecule: messenger RNA, 780 nt
Organism: Fusarium proliferatum ET1
Lineage: Eukaryota; Fungi; Ascomycota; Sordariomycetes; Hypocreales; Nectriaceae
Exons: 4
Coding region: 1-780 (259 amino acids)
Source: RefSeq, a predicted model, not a curated record
AUGUCGAGAUCCAUUGUUCUAUUCACCGUUGGCUUCAGUCUUGCUGCACUGGUCACUUCACAGAUUAGCAGUAUUGUGUCUUCAGAAACUUGCGGGUACAUCGAUGGAGGUAGGGUUGUCAUCACGGCGUGCAAGCCAUCAACUAAUGGGAGACCUUGUCCAGAUUUCGAUCGUGCAAUCGAAUGCACGUCUAGAUCAUGCGGAUUCUUGUUCAUAUGGGGCCACGACAAUGCCUAUGCUGGAUGCUGCGGUUAUGAGAGAUGUGCAAUCGCCACGACAUGUAUUGAGUCAGGCACAGCACUAAACAGUAAUACCAUUCAAUGCACCGAUGGUUCGCUUUCUGCAUGUGCAACCUACACAUGGCCACAACUCUCAGCAGAAGCAUAUUUCUGUGCCACGGCAAGGACGACAGUGACAGUCGUUACAGAGACUAGAGACGCAACUUCUAGCAAUCCGUUAACCUUCACUGCGGAACCAACAAUUGAGCCCUCAAGAACAGACGGAGGAGGUCCUCAACCAACGGACGCCGAUAAACCAAACCUCGGGACCGAGUCUGACUUGAGCUCGCGACAAAGGAUAGGCGCCGGGGUGGGCUCGGGGCUUGCUGGUGGGCUGAUGUUGAUAUUUUUUGCACAACGCAAAAGGAAGAGUCUGAGGCCACAGGCCGAUUCGAAACCCAUGCUACAGAAAGAUGCUCAAGCGGAAGUCAGCUCAGCUCCCUUGAAACAAGGACCGGUUGGCAAUGGCCUCCUUAUUGAGAGGGAAGCUGAAAUGACAUAG